AUGCAUAAAAAUCAUAUCAACUCCACGCCCACUCCCCUCCCCAGCGGCAAACGUGAUACACUGCAUGUUAAUGGCUACCAUGGAUUCCCUCGACGCUCCGUAACACCCAAUGGCCGCCCCGUACCUGCAAAUGCAGCUCGCCUUAUGAACAGCAUAGAGGGAGAUCUUGGCGCAGAGGAAAACCCAAGAUUAUCGGUCUUUCGCGACCUAUAUGCCAGGAGCGAGGCUCGAAUAAGCUCGUUGUUUGAAGAGAAUGGGGCAAACGAAAACGGCGAUACUAGGAAUGUAGAAGAGCAAGACCAUCAGCUCAACGACGAUCCUUUCGAAGAUGCGCCUGCCCCAGCUACGGGUUCUCCAAGAAAACAUACGAGGAAGAUCGAUGAGGAUGACUAUGACGAAUCGGAGGAUGAAGAUGACGACGAAGCCGGCGACGAUUCCCCCCUCAAAUCCAAAAGCACGGGCCCUCCUGUUAAUCUGGCACCCUCUUCCUCUGCUAUGGUCCGUGGCCUAUCCUCAAGCUCGACACCUGCUAGUGCCAAAGGCGCCUCAUCUAUCCUGGCGGUGAAGACAACGGAGGAGGCGCGCAAGAGGCUCGAGGAAGACAAAAAAGCUACUGAAGACGCGGCCAAACGAAGUUUCCACACAUUGUUCUACACUCUGGAAAACGAUAGAGAUACGAUGCUGGAGCAGAAGAAGCUUGAAGAAUCUGAGCGUCAGGUUGAUAUCGAGAUGGGCGGGGCUGGUGCAGCUGCGAACAACGUCAACGGGCUUGGGGGCAACGCGCAGCAGGGGACGUUGAGCCAGACAAACUUGGGCGCAUCAAGCCUGACCUUGAAGAACCUGAUAUGGAUGAUUGAUACAAAUAGAGAUAAGGUCAAGGCGACCGACCCUGAACUUAGAGCACUGAUGAGCGAAGUGAGGAAGAACAGGAGCAAAUGGGCAAGCGAAGACAAGGUCGGACAGGAAGAGUUGUAUGAGGCUGCGGAAAAAGUUCUUAACGAACUAAGGGGUAUGACAGAGCACUCCGGUCCAUUUCUUACAAAGGUCAACAAAAAGGAGGCGCCUGAUUAUGGCAAUGUCGUCAAACAUCCAAUGGAUCUAGGAACCAUGACGAAAAAGCUCAAGACUCUGGCGUACAGGUCAAAACAGGACUUUGUCGAGGAUCUCAAUUUGAUCUGGCAGAAUUGCUUGAAAUACAACGCUAACCCAGAGCACUUUCUCCGCAAAAAGGCUUUAUUCAUGCGUAAAGAGACUGAUAAGCUCGUACCCCUCAUCCCUAAUAUAUCAAUCAGAGACAGAGCAGACGUUGAAGCAGAGGAGCGUCGACUGCAGAAUGGCGAUAUCAACAUGGAUGGGGAUGAAGAUAGCGACGACGAGCCUAUCAUAUCUUCACGAGGACGGAAGGCGCCCAGCAAAAAAGCGAAGAAAGGAACGACGGCGCGGAAGGCGCCAGCUGGUGUGCCAGAAGGCUCACCUGCCGCCGAAGCUAAGCCAAGCUCGAACCACCUGGCACCCAAUGGACUGGGUAGCAACCUUAAAUUUGAGCACUUGAUAGCCGACUCUGAAAGUGUGAUGGAUGGAAGCCAGAAAGACCUCUCGACUCCUCCACCUGGUGCGAUCACUCCGGCAGGCAUCAAUGGCAUUCUAGGACACGGGACACAGUCGGAUGGCAUGGAUAUCGAUGCUGAUUCUUCGAUCAAUGGCAUCGUUUCCUCCAUCGACGGUCCGAAUGAAGAAGCUGAGAACGAUGACUUGGAGUACAAAACCUGGAAACAGGUGACCAAAAAAGACCGUGCGCAGGUCACUGCGGAACGGCAUAGACUUUUUUUAGGAGACCAUCUCAAUCCCGAAGAACCAGCGCUUCGACGUACGAAGUUGGGAAUGAGAAGAUGGCUGAGGAAUCAAAAGCAAGCAGUUAGUGACGGCGCAUUGGGCAAGAAAAGCGCCGAGGAAGAGGCUGAGAUCCGGGAAAACGAAGAAUCGCAGCCGAGUGGAGAGACUCUUGCAGAGGGUAUGGAGGGUGAAGAGGAGAGGGUACUACCAGACUACUAUGACGCUUUAGCCGUUAUCCCUGAUCUCAGCAAUCGAUUACAAUGGCUCGAAGACUCUGACGGAAACGUACAGGAUCCGUCGGGAGAGUUUCUACGGAUUCUGCCGCAAGGGCUAUUUACUUCCCCAGAGAGCAAUCUGACACGAAAGAUCGACAAGAAUCUGCGACAGAUACAAGAAACACGAAAGGUCACAUCGAAGAUUGCAAUCGUAAAGCAGAUGCAGCUGCAAUCACAGAUGUACCAAGGCCAGUUCCAAAAGCACGAACCUGCUCCCUUUGUCGAGCAGGACAUUGAACCUACAGUAAUAUCUGAGGAGGGUCCUCCCAUAGCACCCUCGGUGUCUCGAGCCGCGCUGCAACGGUCUACAGCUAAACUCCUGGUCCUCGCUGGGUUCGAGGAAUUCCAACCAGCAGCACUGGAUGCUAUCACCGAGAUGGCUGGCGAUUACUUUAUAAAAAUCGCCCGUACAUUGAACGAGUAUCCACAAGCCCAGCAGGUAGCAAUCCCAGCGCCCGGAGUACAAGGAGGCAGAAUCGCAUGCAAAGAAAGAUUCACUACCGAAGAAAUCAUCCUGCACACUCUCCACAUAAACGGCGCCGACCUUGAUGCCCUUGAUAGUUAUGUGACAGAAGAAGUCGAUCGGGCCGGUACCAAGCUCGCGGUUACGCAUGACCGAAUGAAAGCCCAUCUUGCAGACAGUCUCCGUCCUGCACUCACCGAUGCUGGCCCUGAUGGCGCUAACGCCUUCAACGAUAACAGCGAACAAUUUGUGGGUGGUGACUUCGCCGAGGAACUCGGUGAAGACUUCUUUGGCUUCAAGGAUUUGGGUCUCGACAAGGAAUUCAAUAUGGCCAGCUUGAGCGUGCCUCUGCAUCUUCUGCAAAACCGUAUGCGCAGUGCCAAUCAAGCCCAAAACCCUAGCGCUCUCUCUUCCACCCCUCUCUCUGAUCUUCCACCACCACCGUCGCUUACACCCGUCACCGUCAACAACGUCAAGAACGAAAUCGGUCUGGUGCAAGCCUUUUUCCUUGCCAAACUCCGUGCCAACAACGACGAGCCCCUUAUCGAAGACGACGAUCUACCUCAAAAGCAACGUUUCCCAAAACCGAGGUUACCACCAACAGGGAAGAUCACGAGUCCGCGCAAACGACCGCUUAAGGAGCAAGGUCCUGGAAAGGGUCAUCCGAGGAAGAAGAUGAAGGUGGGCGAAAAUGGGGAAGCUAAGGAAAUGGGGAAAGAAAAUGCUGCAGAAAAGGAGAGCGGAAAGGAAGGCGAGAAGGACAAGAAAGAUGAAACGCAAACACCAGCCAAAAAGGCCACUACUAAUGGUGUCGUGAGCAAUGGUGCUAAUUCUACUGUUGAUUCUGGCGGAGACGUGACGAUGGGUACACCAACGCCAACGCCGAAGGGGAAGGGAAAGAGUGGGAAGGAAGGGGGUUUGAUCUCGCCCGAGAGCUUGGAAGCGACGUGA
This is a messenger RNA of Letharia lupina, 3522 nucleotides long. RefSeq lists its product as uncharacterized. Gene Ontology annotation, molecular function: structural molecule activity; protein heterodimerization activity. The transcript is spliced from 4 exons. The coding region runs from base 1 to 3522 and encodes 1173 amino acids. Gene Ontology annotation, biological process: regulation of transcription by RNA polymerase II. NCBI's taxonomy places the organism in Eukaryota, Fungi, Ascomycota, Lecanoromycetes, Lecanorales, Parmeliaceae. The record is from RefSeq and is a predicted model, not a curated record. Gene Ontology annotation, cellular component: SAGA complex; SLIK (SAGA-like) complex.